AUGGGGUGGGGUUCUGAUUUGGGCUCGGCAGAGAGGGGACAGAGUGGAGCUCAAACCGGAGAUUGGUGGUGGACUGUGGGAGUAAUCUUCGAACCUCAAUAUGGAUAUUGUCGGAGGAUGUUAACGAAGGUGAAUGCGUUAAUAACAACAAUUGAUGAUGUGUACGAUGUUUAUGGCACCUUGGAUGAACUUAAGCUCUUUACUAACGCUGUGGAAAGAUGGGACAUUAAUGCAAUGGAGCAGCUUCCAGAGUACAUGCAAAUAUGCUUCCUUGCCCUCUACAACUCCAUUAAUGAAAUGGCUGAUGAUGCUCUUAAAGAACAAGGCGUUCACGUCAUUCCCUACCUAAGAAAGGCGGAUGAGAUGAAAAGAGGGGAUGUGCCUAAAUCAAUUCAACGUUACAUGAAUCAGACUGGGGCUUCCAAAGAAGAAGCUCGCAAACACAUAAGAUUCUUGAUCAGAGAGACACGGAAGAAAAUGAAUGUAGCUCGAGUUGCAGACUCACCUUUCUCUCAAACUUUCAUUGGAAUGGCAGUGAACCUCGGCAUGAUGGACCAGUGCAUGUACCAACAUGGAGAUGGGCAUGUUUCUCAAAGUAGCGUGACCAAGGAUCGCAUAUUAGCAUUGCUUGUUGAGCCUAUUACUCUUCUAUAA
Messenger RNA from Ilex paraguariensis (yerba mate), 654 nucleotides. The record is from the annotation of a GenBank genome assembly. NCBI's taxonomy places the organism in Eukaryota, Viridiplantae, Streptophyta, Magnoliopsida, Aquifoliales, Aquifoliaceae.